Molecule: messenger RNA, 745 nt
Organism: Tremella mesenterica DSM 1558
Lineage: Eukaryota; Fungi; Basidiomycota; Tremellomycetes; Tremellales; Tremellaceae
Exons: 5
Coding region: 52-612 (186 amino acids)
Source: RefSeq, a predicted model, not a curated record
CUCGAGUACUUAUCUCAGACCACGUAUACCUAGUUAAGAAAGAAUAUCAACAUGCAAUCUGUCGUCGACGCAGCUACUUCCGCAGCCAACAUCGCAACUACUCAUGCUCAGAAUAUAGCUUCUGCAGCAGUCAAUGCUGUCGGCUAUGGAACAGAACAAGUCUCAAACGAACAUGAACAUGAUCAUGAUCAUCGAGUGGACCUACCACCCGACGCACAAGUCAGCGAUAUAAUCAAAAUGGACUCUGAUGGUUUAUCAGUUUUUGAAGAUGAAGAAGUUAGACAUGAGAUUUUGGUCAAACUUAAUAAACUUGCCGUCGAAGAUGUCCGACAUGGACUUAAAGAGGUCGCUGCUCUUGAUCUUGUAGUGGAAGGUGGAGUGAACAAAGGUAUUUCGUAUUACCACCCGAAACGUUUCUUCAAAGUUCAUCGUCCUAUGGGAAUUGAUUAUAUCGGUGAGAUUGAGAUAGAGGCAGGAAAGAGCAUUCAUGUCCGAUGCCACAAAGCUGGUGCUGGUGGAAAGACAACAUUCCAUUCUAUCGACACCCGUCCCGGCGAGGAACACGGUGCAGUCUUCGUCACUGGAGAACCUAUCAAAUGGUUCGAAUAUUAAGUUAACACUACUCGUACUGCAAAUUAUGACGAUCGACGAUUAGUCCGAACAUGAAUUGACCAGAAUGAGAAAUGGAGGAAUAUGAAAUGAUGUACAUUGAGGAAUUAUGAUCUGAUGCAAUCUGUGUUUGUCC